AUGUCAUCUUCGACAACAACUUUUGAAAACUUCCCUGCCGUCACUACUACUACCACUUCGACUGAUUGCAUUGAUGAGGGUGAAUUUUUGACUAAACCUAAUACUAUCUCUCAUUCUCACUCUCAACAACAGGAAUUUGACGCUUUUUCUAACAGUAAUACUGAAGUGGAACAUCAACAGCAACGACAGAUUAAAACAGAAAUUCUUAAUGUUAGCUCAUCAGCUUACGAAACUCAUUUUCCUUCACUCUCAACUUCUUCAGCUUCUUCCUUCUCUAAAUCGUCAUCUAUUUGGGUUAAUCGUUCUACUACUAUUCUUGAUUUGCCUGCCUCUCAACAAUUACAAAAAAAAGAAUUUGGCAACAAGACUACAACCGUUGCAAUUGUUAAACGCGUAAAAGAAAAAACCAAUACAAAUAUUGAUGUUUCAACUGGACAAAAAACUGGUACUACUACUUUUUUGAUUAAAGGAAAAAUUGAAGAUGUUACGAGGGCUAAAUUUGAAUUAUUAGAUAAUUUGGCUAUCAAGACAACAGUUGAUGUUAGAAUUGAGGGAAAUGAAAAUGGUGUAGAAACUGCAAAAGGUGAAUUGGAAACUUUUGUUAGUUCAUUGAGAGAAGAAACUAUCAAAGUUCCAAUAUCUUCUCUUCGGCAUAUUAUUGGGUCUGGUGGUAUGACUAUACAAUCAAUCAGAAAUAAGUCUGGUGUUAGAAUUCCUAAUUUUCCUCGUAAAGAUGCCCAAAUUGAACAAAAAAGUGAACUUGAUUAUGAUGAAGAAGAAGAAAAUAUUGAUUUAAAGAUUGAUGGUGAUGUGAAUGGUAUUGAAAUUGCUAAAGCUGAAAUUAAAGCUAUUAUUGAUACUAAGGCUUCCAAAAGAACUCAUCGUAUAACACAUAUUGAACAACAUUAUUAUCAACUGAUUGCUGGUGCUCAUAAUCAACGUCUUAAACAAAUUGCCACUGAAACUGGUGCUAGAAUUGAUAUCCCUUUCUCACAUGGAAGUGGUGGCGUAUCAACGACUUCUGAAAUUAAUGCUACUACAACUGAUUCUAAUUCACAAAAAAAUUGUAUUACUAUUAUUGGUGAUAAAGAUGCUGUUAAGAAAGCAACUGAAAUGAUUGAGGAGAUAUAUGAUGAAUUAUCAAGCACAACUUGUCUAGCUACUAUUGAUAUUCCUAAACGCCAACACAAAAUAUUCUUGAGUCAUAAAGGUGCAUUUCUUCAAGAAGUUUUUGAGACCACCGGUUGUUUUGUUGAUGUUCCUUCUAUGUCUGAUCCAUCUGAAAAAAUCUCAAUACGUGGUCCUCAAGAAAAAUUUUCUGAUGUUUUCAAACUUUUAUAUGACAAAGCAAAUUCCAUUACGAUAAAAUCUCUUGAUGUUACUAAAAUUCACAAAUUUAAUAAUAACGAUAGUGUAGAUAAUCCUUUGGAAUACAUCAAAAACCUUUAUAAAUAUUUCAUAAACAGAAACAAAUUAAAAAUAAUCGAAUCAGAGACUGAGGUUUAUAUUGCUAUACCCCAAGCACCAUCUGAAUUAGAUAAAGAUAAAAUUUUAUAUUUUGAAGGAAAAGUAGCUGCUAAUGUGGAAAAAGCAAAAAAAGAUGUCACUGAACUUAUUAAAAAUUUGCCACCAGCUAAUUUUACCACUGUAAAUAUUGAAUCUCAUCUUCACCGUCAUAUCAUUGGCCGUAAAGGUCAAAAUUUACAACGUGUCAAGGAAACUUAUGGUGUUGAGAUAAUUGUUCCUGAUGAAAAAGAAGAAAGUUCAAAUAUACUGAUUGUUUAUGAAGGAGCAGUUGGUGUAGAUGGUAAUGCCAUUGCUGUAGAUAAUAAUGCUAUGAAUGAUGUUUUAGUAAAGGUUAAAACAGAAUUAAAGAAAGCUGGUCAAGAUGCUUCUGAAUUUUCAACAAAAACACUUAAUAUUCCUGUACGAUUUCAUCGAAAUAUUAUUGGACCCAGAGGUGCUACAUUGAAUAGUAUUACUGGAGGAAUUGAUUCUCCUGUUUCUGUCAAAUUUGGUUUGCACAGAACAGGUGCUGCUGAACGAUCGGCAAAUGCUGAAGGUAAAAGAUUUAAUAAUUUACCAGUUUCGUCAGAUGAUCUUGUUGUGAUUAAAGGUCCUACUGAAGAGGUAGAAAGGGUUGUCAGAGAAAUCAAUAAAGUUGUUCAGGCAAAAAAUUUGGAAGAAGAUACGAUCAAGAUUACAAUUAAUGGUGCUAAAGAUAAUGUUGAACAAGCAAAAGCAAAAAUAUUGAGCCUUGUAGAUAAAUUACAAGAUCCAGUAAUUGAAACUUUGAAAAUACCCAUGGAAUAUCAUAAAUUAUUAAUUGGACCAAAAGGUAGAUAUGUUAGAAAAUUAGAAGAAAAAUGUAAUGUACAGAUCAGAUUUCCAAAGUCAAAAGAAUUUGUUACUGCUAGCAAUAAUGGUAGUAAUGGUGAUGAUGCUAAUAAUAGUAGUAAUAGUGGCAGUAUUGUUGAUACACAAAAACCUGAUGAAGUUAUUAUUAGAGGCAAGAAAAAAGGGAUUGAUGAAGCUAAGGCUGAAUUGUUGGAAUUGUUGGAUUAUGAGAAAGAAAAUAAUAAUUCUAUUACGUUUACUAUUCCUGCCAAAUAUCUUCCUCACAUAGUUGGUCGUAAUGGUUCAAGAAUUUCUGAAAUAAGAGAUAAUACUUCUACUCGUAUUGAUUUUGAAAAACAAGAGAUUGAUAAUGAUAGCAGUAAUACUGACAAUAGUGAAAAGGCUAAUAUUGAUAGUAAUAAUAAUGCUAAUAUCAACAAAAAUAAUGUUAAUAAUCAACAGCAGCAGGAACAGAAAUUAGCAAAUGUUGCUAUUUAUGGAGUAAAAUCUAAUAUCAAUAAAGCAAAAUUACAAAUUUUAGGAAUUGUUAAUGAGCUUGAAAAUCAAGUAAUUGUAAAAAUAAAGAUUGAUCAUCAAUAUCACAAGUAUUUGAUUGGUCCUGGUGGUAAUCAUAUACGUGAGAUUGUUGCUAGAGCUGGUGGUUCUGAUGAACGAAACUUGGCUAGUGUUGUAAAAUUUCCUUAUUUUGGUGAUAAUAGUGAUGAGGUAACCCUUAAAGGUGAUAAGGUACUUGUGGAAAGUGUUAAAACUGAAUUGGAAAGAUUGGUUGAAGAGCAGAAAAAUAUUCCAGUUGAUUAUAUUCAUAUUCCACCUUCACAAUAUUCCAUGAUAAUUGGACGCAAUGGUACCCAAUUAAGAGAAUUUCAAGAACGUUUUAAUGUAGAAAUUAAAAUACCUAAUUAUUCUACUCGAAAACAACAACAAAAUUAUCAUCAAUAUCCAGUUUAUGAUACAAAUCAAACCGGAAGUUGGAGUGAUGAAAUUGAAUGUAAUGAUAAUAAUAUUGAAGAAGCCAUUAAAAUCACUGGUAAAGCUGAAGAUAUAAAAGCUGCGAAAAAUGAAAUUUUGUCCAGAAUUCGUUAUGCUCACACCAUUAAUAUUCCGCGUAAAUUUCAUAAUGCUCUAUUGGCAAAUGGUACCACUUUUAAAAAACUUCGUAAUGAUUUUCAUGUAAUUUUGGAUCAUGAUGAAGUGAUUCCAACAGAUUCAAUUGCAGCAACAACAACAAUCAAUAACUCAUUAAAGAAACAACUGAAUGGCAGUGCUUCUUCUAUGAAACAUAACUUUUUGGAAUAUGAAAUAAUAGAAAUCCAUAAUGAUAAUGUAACUGGUGGUGGUGAUAGUAGUAGCAGUAAAAAUAACAUUGAUGAUAGUGACUAUGUUGCUUGGAAAUUACGUGGUGAAAAAGGUCAUGUAGAAAAGGCAGAGGAAUAUAUAAAAAAUUUGUUAAAUCAAGAGAAACAAUUCACACAUAUCGGAUACAUUCAAAUUCCUAAAGAAUAUCAUAGUCAUAUAAUUGGUCGUGGUGGUGGAACUAUUACACGUAUUCGUAGUGAGAGUGGUUGCAGGAUUGAUGUACCUAAAUCUAAAAAUGAUAAAGUGGUUGUAGUUACAGGUUCACAAGAAGGUGUAGAAAUAGCAAGACAAAUAAUGUCUGAUGUGAUUGAUCGAGCGGAAAAUAGUAAUUAUUAUUAG
Molecule: messenger RNA, 4053 nt
Organism: Entrophospora candida
Lineage: Eukaryota; Fungi; Glomeromycota; Glomeromycetes; Entrophosporales; Entrophosporaceae
Source: the annotation of a GenBank genome assembly